ACUGUGCUCACAUUAUAACCCUAUUUUGAAAGAAAAUAACCAUGACACCGAUGAUUUCCUUUAUUUAAAAUAAGAAAUGCAAGCUAGGAGGAGGAUUAUUAGUUGUGUUUGUUUCAUGUCUUCAUCAUCCUUUUAGUUUACACAUUGCAUUAUAUUUUAAAGCAUUUCUAAGUGCACCUAUUUCUUUCUGAAGGAUGACCUGUGAAUUUUGGAAAAAAGAAUGACUUUCUAUUUAUUAUCAAAAGCAGGAAUAAAUUUAGCUUAGUCAUGGGGGGGCUUUUUUUUUUUCCUUUGGCUCUUUAGAUGCUGUUCAUUCAAAUAUAGUCUAACUGGCAAUGAUCUGGAUGCCUUUAAGGUUAGCAAAGUUAAGGCCUGACAGAUAGCAGAAGAUCUGAAUAAUUCUUAGAAUUAUAAUCUGACAAAUUAUAGAAGUUCCCACAUGGAUUUCAGGCAUGCACAUACAACAGUGCAUUUUGCAGUGUGGUGCUUCUCUGCCUCACGUGGACAAUAACUUAAGCUUUAGUAUUGAUUAAAAAAUUGUUCUUAUCUCAUCUGAUUGAAAGCUUAGCAACUAUAGGCAGUUACAAGAAGAAUGGUGCAUCUUUGUCCAGUAUUCUGCAUUGGAGAUUUUCUAGCACCAGAAGAUUCUGAGGAAGAUAGUCUAAAAAUGAGCAUUGUAGUGGACAACUUUGGCAUUCUGUGCAUAAGAAAGUCUUUUAGCAGAUUGACUGCUGUAGAAUAUAGAAUUUAAAUAUAUGUAUUUUUUUACAUUUGUUUCUGUCAAAUGUGACAGAAUCUCUUCCUCUUUUGUAUGUAUCUCUCUGAGCUCUUUAAGCAGGCUUUGGUCUUGUAGAAACUGAGAUCCCAGCUAAUUGUAGUAGGUACAGAAUUGCCCACGUCUGGAUUCACUACAUUGCAAUUGUGCUUUGUUUGUAAGAUAAUGAAUAAGAGUACCUGACUUUCUCCUUCAUUCAGUUCAGCAUUUCAACUACAUUUGGCAUUUACCUUCUUUAUUUACUUGUUCCAGUUGCUCCAGUUUCACAUGCUUUGAUAGUCUUCCCAUGCCUCUGAUGACCUGUCCCUGAAGCCAUCUGCUUUUUGCUAGAGCUCCUUCAGAUGUGAAAAUUCGACACAAUAAUCGUUGAAGAGUUGAGGGGGCAUUAUAUUACUGUAGAUAGAAUUAAAAAACAAACAAACAAACAAACUGGAAAUAGUCUGUAAAUACCAAUAUUGAAUGGACUAAGUCUCUUUGGACAUAGUUCAUUAAAUUUUUAUGUCUGUCUGAAAUGCUGUCUGCUUAUUACCAACUACUGUAGUAGAAACUUUUGGAUAAUGAAGCUCUUCUGCUGUGGGUGACAUUGAGGUAGGCAUCAUAGGGUAACUAGCUUAUAAUGGUCUUGCUGGGAGACUGCACAAGGAGUCAUCAGCAUUUUCUCCCCAGAACGAAGUGGUUUUGAUGAGAGUUGUGUCUGUGCACUUUCUUGUUAGUUAAAAACAAAGCUUUCGAUUUGGGUUUGAGUACUGAACCUGUUUCUACCCCCUACCUGCAUGUAAAAAAGCCCCAGGUAAACUCCUGUUUAGGCUGCCAGAAAGCCUUGGUGGGUUACUGUAAAGCACUCUCACUUUUGAUAGGUUUUCAAAAGCACUGGUUUUCUCACAUCCAUAGUUACCAGCAGAAGAAGUUGGGGUGGCGCAAGGCUGAACUUGGAACCCAAAAAGAAAACCGUAGUGGAGAGAAUGGAAAAUGGGACAGGAAAAUUGUACAGGGGGCAAUGUUGCAUGAUGCCAUAGCUCCUACCAGAUACCUCCAGCCUGAUAUAACACCAAGUGUAUGUGUGCUAUAUGGAGCUUUUCUCUUGCAUACUUAGAUGAGUUGGAAGGGGUAAGCCUAUCCCUUAGAAUGAAGUGCUGAGUGUGUUUCCAUUAUAUUCCUGUAUCAUCCAGGAGGCCUUCUAGCAGGAAAAGGGAGAUGUACUGCAAUUUCAUAAAAGGGUAGAGGCAGGAAAAAAGGAGUUGUAAGGGAAAUUCCAGAAAGUCCCUCUGGAUUUGCUCAGACACACCUAGACUUGCCCUCUAUUGGGAUUUACCUGUAGCAUGUACAUCAUUAAGAUGCUUUAUUAUUUUUUUAAAUUAAUUUUAUUUUCCUUUGCAGGUCACCUUUUAAGCUGCUAUUUCCUGUAUAAUUAAGCAGAAUGAAGGCAUUAGGUUCUAGUAGAGUUGGGCCUAAUCCAGAAAUCUUCUCUUACUCAGUCUUUUCUAAGUAAGAAACUCAAUUCUGGGCCCAGUGUUUUACAUGUUUUGCUGUUAUUUCUAAAUUAUUUGUGGUCUGUGGAUUUUUUGUUUUUAACUUUAUUGAAAACUUCUUUGCUUUUGUCUUAUUUUAUUUCUUUGUACUACUGUCCAGCAUAGCGUUAGUUGAAAUGAUGUAAGUAUAUUGGAAAUUGAAGUGCAUAAUUGCUACUGAUAAUGCAAGAGCAGUUGAUUCAUACAGUUUAUAAUUAACAGUACAUAAUGUUCAGUGCAUGGAUCGGUUCUGUCCCUUUUAACUUUUCCUUCCUGAUUCUUUCCAACUCCCAGUCUUGCCACAUUCCAGCCUUUCUGAAUAUCCUGGUUUAGCUGGAGUCUAGUCCAUUCUUCCUUUUCUUUUUCAGACCAGUAAAAAUGGGAAGUACUGGAUUCUGGUUUCCUCCAAGAAGAGUCAGCGGAACUGGUUAAGACCAAAAUCUGAGGACUUUAGUGGGCAAACAUCAGUCCCCUUUUGCUUUCUUUUACGACCACAUGAAACUUGAGAAGCCAUCUAAAGCUAAAUCAUUUAGUGGAGUUGGGCAAUUCCCAAGUGUCCAACAAGAAGGCCUGGUUUAGGCUGCGAUGGCCACUGUCAUUCCUGGUGAUUUGUCAGAAGUAAGAGAUACCCAGAAAGUCCCUUCAGGGAAACGUAAGCGUGGUGAAACCAAACCAAGAAAAAACUUUCCUUGCCAACUGUGUGACAAGGCCUUUAACAGUGUUGAGAAAUUAAAGGUUCACUCAUACUCUCACACAGGAGAGAGGCCCUACAAGUGCACACAACAAGACUGCACCAAGGCCUUUGUUUCUAAGUACAAAUUACUAAGGCAUAUGGCUACUCAUUCUCCUGAGAAAACCCACAAGUGUAAUUAUUGUGAGAAAAUGUUUCACCGAAAAGAUCACCUAAAGAAUCACCUACAUACACACAAUCCCAACAAAGAGGCCUUUAAGUGUGAAGAAUGUGGAAAGAACUACAAUACCAAGCUUGGGUUCAAACGUCACCUGGCUUUGCAUGCUGCAACAAGCGGUGACCUCACCUGUAAGGUAUGUUUGCAGACUUUUGAAAGCACAGGAGUGCUGCUGGAGCACCUAAAAACUCAUGCAGGCAAGUCAUCGGGUGGAGUGAAGGAGAAAAAACACCAGUGUGAACACUGUGAUCGUCGGUUCUACACCCGAAAGGAUGUCCGUAGACACAUGGUAGUGCACACUGGAAGAAAGGACUUCCUCUGUCAGUACUGUGCACAGAGAUUUGGGCGGAAGGAUCACCUAACGCGCCACAUGAAGAAAAGUCACAACCAAGAACUUUUGAAGGUCAAAACAGAGCCAAUGGACCUUCUAGAUCCCUUUACCUGCAACGUUUCUGUGCCUAUCAAGGAUGAGCUGCUUCCAGUGAUGUCGUUACCUUCCAGUGAACUGACAUCAAAGCCAUUUACAAACACUUUGCAAUUAAAUCUCUACAACACUCAGAUUCAGUCCAUGCAGAGUUCUGCAUCUGCACACCAAAUGGUUGCCACAUCAUUACCAUUGGGGAUGCCUUGUCCAAUAGAUAUGGAGUCUGUCCACCCUUCGCACCAGCUAUCGUUGAAAUAUCCGCUCAGUUCUACCUCAUAUGCAGUUUCUAUGCCUGAAAAAGAACAGCCUUUGAAAGGGGAAAUCGAAAGUUACUUAAUGGAGUUGCAAAGUGGUAUGCCUUCUUCAUCCCAGGAUUCUCAAGCAUCUUCAUCAAAACUAGGGCUGGAUCCACAAGUAGGGCCACUAGAUGAUGGGUCUGGGGAGGUUUCCCUUUCCAAGGGCUCCGUUCCUAUUAGUGAACCUCUAAACACCCCGUCAUUGGACUUUUCUCAGCUGUUCAACUUCAUACCCGUCAACGGCCCUCCCUAUAAUCCUUCUGUUUCGGUGGGAAACCUUGGAAUGAGUUACACGCAGGAGGAGGCACAUUCUUCUAUGACUCAACUUCCACCACAGACACAGGAUCCACAAGAUCCUAGCAAUAGUAUAGGUCUUGGGUCUCUGCACUCAUUGUCAGCAGCUUUCACGAGCAGUCUAAGCACAACCACCACCCUACCACGAUUUCAUCAAGCUUUCCAAUAGGAUGUACAAAGCUGGCUUGUUACUGUCUAUUUGUAGAAAUGCCUUAGGUGACCAUUUUUAACUUAGUGCCUACUAUAAGACAUUAUCAGUUCUCUGCUUUUGUACAGUACCAAUCUCAUGAAGCCAGUAAGAAAUUUAAAUUAACUUUUUAAAAAUGUUUUGAAAGUGUUUAUUCUCAGCUGUGUUUACUUCAUUGUUUUUGUUUUUGUUUUUUUUUUUUUUAAAGUCUCAUUGUAUUGUUUUCAUUUUCACUGCCAAUUGACCCAUUUAAAAUGUCCACUAGAAAGUCAUCCCAAGCAAACUUUCAACACGCAUCCCUUUUAAAACCUUUUCAACCUUACAGCCACUCUGUUCUAUUGAUGUGGUGGAGCUACCAUUUUUACCUUUUAUAUAUUACAGCAUUUGCAAAGGAUCCAUUUCAAACGUGUAUCACAAAGGUUCCUGAAGAUCAGGGAAAAAUUUUCUCCGUUCCCUUUCCAAAAAAAAAAAAAACCUCUUCCCAAAUGGUGACAUCUGAUCUGUUCCAUAAUGACAAAUUUUGAUUUUUAAAUGAAGAUAGAAUUCAGAUUUUUCUGAAAAUUUGGAUGUGUAUAUGUCGAAGUCCAUAUAUACACAUGUACAUAUAUAUAACAUUUUGACUUAUAUUGAAGUCAUUAUAAAAGGUGUUAAGAAUUUUGCCAUUUUCUGGCUUAAAUUUUUGUGGCUUGUUAUAAAUAUUGGAAGAAAAAGAAUACAGUUUAAUUUUCUAAAACCGUGGCUGAACAGAACUUCAACAGAGAAUCUCUGCUUGCCUAACUGACAAAAGUUUCAAGUUGAAUUUGGAACUGUGUUGUGCUUUCAUGACUCUGGUAGAGGAAAACAGGCAAAUUUAAUGGCUGAUCUUGAAAUAUAAAAGUGUUGUAAUUUAGUAAUGCAGAAUAUUUUGUCGCAGUUUUUGUUUUAAUUCUUAACUUGCUGUUUUUUUUUACCUUUAGUAGCAUAGAAAGAGUACUGCAUAGGAAUCUUCCAGUAGCGUACUGACUUUUGUAGGCAUCGGUCUUCUCCCAGCUGCCACCACCAAAGGGUGGAUCAAGUCCAGCCAGAAAGUGUGUAUCUAUUUUAACUUCAAUAUUAGUGUGCAGUCAGAGAGUGAAUGUAAAUUUACAGAUACCAUUUUUUGGGUUUUUUUUUUUUUUAUUGGAAUGAACUUUUCAGUUGUGUUACAUGGUGUGUUAUGUCCUCCUAAGCAACAAGUUAGAUGUUAAUCAUACUUUCUACACCUGGGUACUUGGUUAGGGACUUUUUGCCCACUGCCAAGAUUUAAAGACAGGACUCUUAGGAGUGAAGUAAAAGCAUAUUGCUUACACCACUUUUGCCUAAUGCAAUAUUUUCUAUUCCCCAACCCCUAAUAACCAAAAGAGGAAAAAAGAAAAAAAAAAAAACAAAC
Molecule: messenger RNA, 5800 nt
Organism: Tympanuchus pallidicinctus (lesser prairie-chicken)
Lineage: Eukaryota; Metazoa; Chordata; Aves; Galliformes; Phasianidae
Gene: PLAG1
Product: PLAG1 zinc finger
Exons: 3
Coding region: 2869-4374 (501 amino acids)
Biological process (GO): regulation of transcription by RNA polymerase II; cell fate commitment
Cellular component (GO): cytoplasm; nucleus
Molecular function (GO): DNA-binding transcription factor activity; histone deacetylase binding; RNA polymerase II cis-regulatory region sequence-specific DNA binding
Source: RefSeq, a predicted model, not a curated record